GUGCGCGGACGCUAUACAUCUAAUAUUGCCAUGUGUGUGUAGCCAAGUGUCAGCUACAUCUAGUGACAUGCGCGACGGUUUUAUUGCCAAUUGCUCAUUACAUGUAUUUUUUGCACGUUUGUUUACGGAAUAGCUCUACAUUCAAGUGCAUCGGUUGUUAUGUAACACCAAAGACCUUUUGAACUGUGGAAUUUACACUUCGAGUGCAGACAAUUUGCGUUGUUUGUCGGCCGAAAUUUUUGACUUUUACUUUCGCGCGACCCCUCAACUCACCGCAACUCCUUCACGAACCGGUGACAACCGUCCGCCGACGUCGCUCAGUGUUUUGACGGUGCGGUGACACUCGGCCGGCAUGCCCGCGGACGCCGUCGUGUUCUAAGAAGUCGGAGCGAAGAAUAAAGCCCAAAUACUUGUUUGUUAAUAUUCCGCGAGUGAAUUUUGUUGUAUGUUUUUGGUGUGAGCCGACGGACCCUGGAUAACCGUGUCAAGAUACUCCGUCUCAGCGGUCCUGCCGUCACUGCAGAUGGGAGUGUUUGAAGAGAGGCCUUCUUACACGCCCGGGAUGCAUUGGGUAAGGAGCCUUCCAACAAAUCCAUGCAAAAUAAGGAAAUUGCAGCAGCACGAGCAAUACAUAGGCCCGGCGUAUGACCCAUCCCGCGACCUCUCGCCGAACCUCCCCUCGUGCGACUCGUCAAUGGGGGACGUAGACCCCAGCAUCUCAAGCGGCAGUUCUUGCAGCACGCCCUCCAACAACAACCACCAGUCCUGCGGCUCGGACAUCUGCAGGCCGCCGCCGACGUCGUCGUCCCAUCUGCCGCCGCAUCCGCCCCAAUCGGUCACGCCGGCGGAGCUCUGCAGGCCCCACUCGUCCUUCGAGCAUCACAUACCAAAGUUAGAGCCCCUGCAGCCGAACUCGCCGCCGACACCCCCGUCGAACUGCACGGAAGACGGCACCGCGAUCUGUGCGGGGUGCGGACUGAGGAUCACCGAUAGGUUUUAUUUGCAGGCGGUGGACAGGAGGUGGCACGCCACCUGCCUCCAGUGUUGCCAGUGUCGGAACACUUUAGACGGUGAAAUUACUUGUUUUUCCAGGGACGGGAAUAUUUAUUGUAAGAAGGAUUAUUAUAGAUUAUUCGGAAUGAAACGCUGCGGCCGAUGCCAGGCCACCAUCCUCUCCUCGGAGCUGGUGAUGAGGGCGCGCGAGCUAGUCUUCCACGUGCACUGCUUCUCGUGCGCGGUGUGCAACUCGCACCUGACCAAGGGCGACCACUUCGGCCUGAGGGACGGCGCGGUCCUGUGCCGGCUCCACUUCGAGAUGCCCAUGGCGGAACCGGUGCCGUCCGGCAUGUUCACGCCCGGCCUCCACCACUACCCGCCGCCGUUCCCCAGCCCGGAGUUCCACCAUCACGCGUCGGGGCCGCCCCCCGCCGCCGAUCCCGUCGGCAAGGUGCCCUUCUUCAACGGCGCGCCCACCACACCGCGGCAGAAGGGCCGGCCGCGGAAGCGCAAGCCCAAGGACCUCGAGGGGAUGACCGCCAAUCUAGAUUUAAAUUCAGACUACUUGGACAUGACCUUUGGACGUUCUCCAGGUACUCCCGGAAUGCACGGCUCCAAUCAAAGGACGAAACGAAUGAGAACAUCUUUCAAGCAUCAUCAGCUGAGGACGAUGAAAUCGUACUUCGCAAUCAAUCACAAUCCUGACGCGAAGGACCUGAAGCAACUGUCGCAGAAGACUGGAUUGCCCAAGAGAGUUUUGCAGGUGUGGUUCCAAAACGCCAGGGCGAAAUGGCGACGGAUGAUGCUGAAACAGGAAGGUAAAUCGGGCGACAAGUGUUCGGGUUCGGAGAGUAUGAGCGACAUGGACAUGUACCCCCAUGGUCCGGGUUCGAUGGGUAGUAGCAUCUCGAUGGCGCCCCACAGUCCGUUCAACAUGCAUCCCGGCAGCCCGUCGUCGCUAGACUGUUCAUGAAAAAAUCAACUUUCAUUGGGAUUUGGUGACCGAAACGACGUUGGGUUGUGUACGUGAAAUAAAUCAAAGAGAUGUAAACUGAAAUGUUCGGAACAGGAAUUGCUGGAAAUUAUCUUUGAGACUGAGGUUUAAGGGAACAUUUAUUUAACUUUUAAUUAUUUAUUAUUAUUAGUCGGCACAAAAAUUAUUAUAUAUAGCAUUUCAAAAUGUCACAUUUUAAAUUAUUUAUUUUUUAAAAAUUAAUCUAUUUUUAAAAUCAUUAAUAAAUUCCUGCCAACAUUUCAGUUUAUUAUUAAAUUCGUUAAAAAUCACGUGAAGUAAACAAGUAUUUAUUUCUGGUGACUACGAUUGUGAUGAAAUUGAUUUGCUACAUAAUGUUAUGUUUUACUUUAAUGAUACUAUUGUAAUUUGUAUAUUUAGGAAGUGGUUUGUACUUAUUGAAUAGAAUAAUUAUGUUUAAUUCGUCGAGGACAUACUACACAAUUUUGUUGUAUUACGAACUCAAUUCUAGUCUCUGGGUUAAAUUAAUAUAAUUACAGAAGAUUAAAAUUUCAAUAGAAUGUUUAUGUAUUUCUCUGUAUAACAUACUCGAAGUUGUGUAGGUUGCCCAAGUGGGACACAUUUCCUAUAAAAUAGUGCAAAAAUAGCAAGUACCUUAAUAAUUGUCCCAGUGUGAAAAAUGAUGAGCACUUUAUUAAAGUAAUAAUUCUGUAACAGACGUCUGACUGUGACAGUGAUUAAUAAUUUUUAACUUAUUAAAUUGUUCCUACAAAUAAUAUAAGUAUAAGAGCACUGUAUAUAAUAUAAAGUAUUUAUAUAAAUCUUUCGUUUUCUAUUCAAUAGUCUUCCUGUAUAAAAUACAAAGAGAGUAAUCACUAGCGUUUGAAAAUAAAAUUUUUAUAAAAUUUUACACUGAAUCUCAGUCAUAGUCUUCCUCCUGUUUGCCAAACAAUUUCAUUUUAAAUUUGUUUAAUGGAGGACAUUUUUACUUUUUCAUACACAAAUGUAAUUUAUAGUUUUCCAUAUUGGAUAAACACUAUUGAGUAAAUAUGUCUUCUGUACUUUCUAAUAAACACCUCGUGUUUAAAUUUGCAAGGAAAUACACAAUUUUUAAAUUAUUAAAAACUCAUUUCUUUGCAAAUGUGUAAGAAAGGAAGUCUAGUGUAAAUGGCUUUGAUGUAUGAUAGUGUAUGUUAGCGCUACCUCAAAAUUUAUUGUAAAUAAAGGUGGUAGCAUAUUCCUAUUAAUAAAUAACUGAUCAAUU
Aethina tumida (small hive beetle) is the source of this 3233-nucleotide messenger RNA. Its product is annotated as protein apterous. The transcript has 6 exons. The record is from RefSeq and is a predicted model, not a curated record. Gene Ontology annotation, biological process: neuron differentiation; regulation of transcription by RNA polymerase II. Gene Ontology annotation, cellular component: nucleus. The coding region runs from base 524 to 1969 and encodes 481 amino acids. Lineage: Eukaryota; Metazoa; Arthropoda; Insecta; Coleoptera; Nitidulidae. Gene Ontology annotation, molecular function: DNA-binding transcription factor activity, RNA polymerase II-specific; RNA polymerase II transcription regulatory region sequence-specific DNA binding.